GCAGACGCAGGACAGGGACACAGAGUCACAAACCCACCCAAUCAUAAACUCCAACCAACCGCCUCAUAUUUAAAACCUGACGUAUUCUACUGGCAGUUCCCUCGAAAUCAACUUUUGUUCAUUGACCGCUCUCUGCCACCUCAUAUCACCGGAUUCCUUCCCUCUCCGGCAACUCCACCGCUUAAAUUUUUUCAAAAAUUUCUCUCUCUAUAACCAAAUCCAUAACCUUCAAUUACCGCUUUGAAUAUUAACGGUUUUUUCUUAGAGUUUAUCCUUUACCCCAUUCUUUCAGUUUCCGUGUUAUACUCAUCUUUACGACUAUGAAAUCCAUCUCUAGCACCGGAAUCGCGGCUCUCCGAUUCCACGAUCUGACCGGGCUUUCAUAUUAAUUCCAUAUGCAUCCAUUCUGCUGCGUCUCCACCGUGUCCGACCACUCCCCGGUGCUCCACCACAUGGCGCAGGUACCGACCUCCACGCCAGCCAGAUCCGAUCCAAUAGCCCGGACUGCUAAUAACCACGUGCACAGCAACAACAACGGCGAGCACGGGCGUUUGAGCCAGCCGGCGGCGGCUCAGUCGGUGCGGGAGCAGCCGGUGGAUGUGAGGAUCACUGACAUAGUGGGGAACGGGAUCUCGGGGAUACUGUACAAGUGGGUGAAUUACGGGAAGGGGUGGAGGCCGCGGUGGUUCGUAUUGCAGGACGGCGUUUUGUCGUACUACAAGAUUCAUGGGCCUGAUAAGAUCAUGGUGAACCGGGAGACCGAGAUGGGAUCGAAGGUCAUCGGCGAAGAAUCGAACAAGAGGAUGUCCAGGCAAAAGAAUGGGACCUCACUCUCGCCACAACAACAACUCCUUCAACGCAAACCCUUUGGUGAAGUUCAUCUCAAGGUUUCCACAAUUCGUGAAAGCAGAUCAGAUGACAAAAGAUUCUCGAUUUUCACCGGCACAAAGAGGCUGCACCUAAGGGCCGAGACCCGCGAUGAUCGAAUGACGUGGAUGGAAGCAUUGCAAGCUGUGAAGGACAUGUUCCCGCGGAUGUCCAAUAGCGAGCUAAUGGCUCCCUUAGACAAUGUCACUGUGUCAACUGAGAAGCUGAGGCAGCGGCUGUUGGAUGAGCGUGUCAGGGAGGUAGCCAUCCAGGAAAGCGAGCAGAUCAUGAGGAGUGAGUUUGCGACGCUGCAGAACCAACUCGUGGCUCUAAAGCUGAAGCAGCGGCGCCUCAUCGACAGCCUGCGUCACUUAGAGACAGAAAAGGUUGAUCUGGAGAACACAGUGGUUGAUGAGAGCCAAAGACAGUUCAAUGAUCAAGGGGCUUCUUCUAGAUCAAAAGACAAAUUCAGUGAAGGAAGUGGUAGUGAAUCUGAAGAUGAUAAUGAAAGAGUUGAUGCUGCCGAGGAAGAAACAGAUGAAGAAGAAAAUACCUUUUUUGACACUCGCGACUUUCUGUCAUCCAGCUCUUUCAAAAGUAAUAGUUCUGAUUUUCGGGCAUCAUCCUUCUCUUCAGAUGAUGAAGGUCUUUAUGCAGUUGACUCUGAAGAUGAUAUUGAUCCUUCAAUUAAAUCUGCUGGAAAAAACUAUCCACAUGUUAAGCGGCGAAAGAAAUUGCCUGACCCUGUUGAGAAAGAGAAAGGUGUUAGCCUUUGGUCAAUGAUUAAAGAUAACAUCGGAAAAGAUCUCACGAAAAUAUGUCUCCCUGUUUACUUUAAUGAGCCUCUCUCUUCCCUGCAAAAAUGUUUCGAAGAUUUGGAGUACACAUAUCUCCUUGAUAGAGCAUAUGAGUGGGGAAAAAGGGGCAAUAGCCUCAUGAGGAUUCUUAAUGUGGCUGCUUUUGCUGUUUCUGGAUAUUCUUCAACUGAAGGAAGAAUAUGCAAACCAUUUAAUCCAUUAUUAGGAGAAACCUACGAGGCUGAUUAUCCAGAUAAAGGCCUCCGCUUUUUCUCAGAGAAGGUCAGUCAUCAUCCUAUGAUUGUUGCAUGUCACUGUGAGGGCACAGGGUGGAAAUUCUGGGGAGAUAGCAAUUUAAAGAGCAAAUUUUGGGGUCGAUCUAUUCAGGUUGAUCCCGUUGGUAUUUUGACUCUGGAAUUUGAUGAUGGGGAAGUUUUUCAGUGGAGUAAGGUCACAACAUCAAUAUACAAUCUCAUAUUGGGAAAGCUGUACUGCGAUCACUAUGGUACAAUGCGUAUACGGGGAAAUCACGAGUAUUCAUGUAAGCUGAAAUUCAAGGAACAGUCUAUCAUUGACCGAAAUCCUCACCAGGUACAGGGUAUAGUUCAAGACAGGAAUGGAAAAACAAUGGCAACACUUUAUGGAAAAUGGGAUGAAAGCAUGUAUUUUGUAAAUGGAGACUCUUCUGGGAAGGGAAAAGGAUACGAGUCUUUGUCAGAUGCCCGUCUGCUCUGGAAGCGAAGCAAUCCUCCCAAAUUUAUGACCAGAUAUAACUUAACACGCUUUGCCAUCACUUUGAAUGAGCUCACCCCUGGAUUGAAGGAAAAGUUGCCACCUACGGAUUCAAGGCUAAGACCGGACCAAAGAUAUUUGGAAAAUGGAGAGUAUGAAAUGGCAAAUUCAGAAAAGUUGCGUUUAGAGCAGCGACAACGGCAGGCCCGAAAGAUGCAAGAGCAGGGUUGGAAACCACAGUGGUUUGCGAAAGAUAAAGGAAGUGAUUCAUACCGCUACAUUGGCGGGUAUUGGGAAGCCAGAGAACGGGGAAAAUGGGAUUUAUGUCCUGAUAUCUUUGGCCAAAUCCCAUCAGAUCCGCUAUCUGAGUAAGUUCAAUUGUUGUUCUCUUGGUUUGUCGAUUCUUUCUCAUUUUUCUCCAAUGGGUGCUGGGUGGCAAAUGAUUGCUAUCUGAGCAGUUUAGGUGUCCCAUGACGUGCAUGUAAAUUAGACAAAAGGUAGUUCAAGGUAAUAAUAGAUUUUUGUUUUCUUCCCAAUCUGUCUUUAAAUUGUGUAUUCAAGAUAUGGGCAUGAUCCUGGUGUAAUAGGAAUGUUGCUACAGUUGGGUUGAUUUAGCAAACAACAACCCAGAAUGAGAGUUCAUAGAAUUGUUGAUACAAUUCAUAGGCAAUAUUUCCAAUGUUUG
Molecule: messenger RNA, 3081 nt
Organism: Corylus avellana
Lineage: Eukaryota; Viridiplantae; Streptophyta; Magnoliopsida; Fagales; Betulaceae
Product: Pleckstrin homology (PH) domain superfamily protein
Cellular component (GO): cytosol; membrane
Molecular function (GO): sterol binding
Source: RefSeq, a predicted model, not a curated record